Molecule: messenger RNA, 2575 nt
Organism: Etheostoma spectabile (orangethroat darter)
Lineage: Eukaryota; Metazoa; Chordata; Actinopteri; Perciformes; Percidae
Gene: nek6
Product: NIMA-related kinase 6
Exons: 10
Coding region: 124-1053 (309 amino acids)
Biological process (GO): regulation of mitotic metaphase/anaphase transition; positive regulation of canonical NF-kappaB signal transduction; chromosome segregation
Cellular component (GO): cytosol
Molecular function (GO): ATP binding; protein serine/threonine kinase activity
Source: RefSeq, a predicted model, not a curated record
GUGAGUGUGUCUGUGGGGGAGUUGCACAACAGCAGCAGGAGGGACCAGUGUAACUGUGUGAAGGGUUUGCAGUGAGCAGCAGGACAGAGGUGCCUCGUCUACAGGAGGGCACAGUGUGCUACAAUGGAGGCUCAGAACAUCAAGCAGCCCGCCUGGGACAACCACAACAAUCUGUACAAAGCCCCUGGUCAGGAGGGGCAGAGAGGCGGGCCCAGCUGUACGUACUGCUGCACUCUGGCCAACCUGCGGAUUGAGAAGAAGAUCGGCCGGGGCCAGUUCAGUGAGGUGUACAAAGCCACGUACCUGCUGGAGGGACAGCUGGUCGCACUCAAGAAAGUCCAGAUCUUUGAGAUGAUGGAUGCCAAGGCUCGCCAGGACUGCAUCAAAGAGAUAGAUCUACUUAAGCAGCUCAAUCACCCCAACGUGAUCAAAUACCUCGACUCCUUCAUCGAAGACAACGAGCUCAACAUCGUUCUGGAGCUGGCGGACGCUGGAGAUCUGUCACAGAUGAUAAAGUACUUCAAGAAGAAGAGGCGCCUGAUCCCAGAGAGGACCAUAUGGAAAUAUUUUGUGCAGCUGUGCAGCGCCCUGGAGCACAUGCACUCACGCAGAGUCAUGCACCGAGAUAUCAAGCCAGCCAACGUGUUCAUAACAGCCACAGGCGAGGUGAAGUUGGGGGACCUGGGAUUAGGCCGCUUCUUCAGCUCUAAAACCACCGCAGCACACUCCUUAGUGGGGACGCCGUACUACAUGUCACCAGAGAGGAUCCAUGCGAACGGAUACAAUUUUAAGUCUGAUAUCUGGUCCCUGGGAUGUCUUCUGUACGAGAUGGCGGCGUUGCAGAGUCCAUUUUAUGGGGACAAGAUGAACCUGCUGUCCCUCUGCCAGAAGAUCGAGCAGUGUGAUUACUCCCCCCUCCCAGCUGACCAUUACUCUGACAAGCUGCGGGGCCUGGUCGGCAUGUGCAUCAACCCAGAGCCAGACCAGCGGCCGGACAUCGUCUUCGUGCUGCAGGUCGCCAAACAGAUGCACACGUGGACGUCCAGCACCUGAGCGCAAUGUCUGCUCAGCCUGAGCUCGGCUCACACAAGACGCUUUGCCUUCCCCUCCUCUGGACAGGAGGAAGCCCUGCAAAGACAUGCACUGCCACUAAUCUCUGUCAUGGACGAUGAAGAGUUGUGUUGGUGCUGUAGCUCUCGUGGAAAGUGGAGCUUCAUGUUUCAAGAGCUGAGGACGGAGAGCGGUGUCUCACUCUGACCACAGAUCCUCUCUGCCCAUUCAUUCCACGCUCCGGCCCUGUGUCCGUGGGCCGGGGAGAUUGAGAAUCUGAAUAUCUAGCAUUGAUUAUUGUAAUCAAAAUUGUUCUUUUACAUUUUCAAUUCAAGUCCAUCGAGUAGAGAAGUACUAGUAGAGUACUGAAUGAGAAUGCAGUUUAACUCACUGUCAUCUUGCAGGGGAGAUCAGCCCCACAAACUGAUGUGAACACAGAGACGACACAAACAGGUGGACAAGUGAAGACAUGCAGGGCGGGGCUACAGGGACACAGAAGGGACACGCAUGGCCAGCACAGAAACUAGACUAACAAUAGACGGAAUAAUCUUAAUCCAAGGUCUUCUCCCAACAGUUUUCCAGAGCUGUCAGCCACAUGUCGUGGUCUUCUUUUGAGGAGGACUUGUCUUAGUCCUUCUCAUGGAAGACUCAAACUGGGCCAACCUUUGGACUCUUAGCUCACUGUCUUGAAUUUGUUAUGAUUUUUAUAGCGCCUCAAUACUUUUGCAUAUAAAUUUCCGAGUUUUUUUCCCCUACCCCCAGUAUAAAUUAAGUUUGUCCAAUGAUUGAUGAAGCAAGAUUUCUUUGAUUCCCAGUUUUGGAGGACUACUUUCUUAGCGAGUCAGCUAGAGAAUUGAGCAGUAGUGUCCUGAAUGUUAUAUAUAUAUAUAUAUAUGUGUAUAUAUAUAUAUAUAUUAAAAAAACAGUAAACUGAAAAAGAAAAUUGCAGAAAAAAAUAAUUGAAAAAAGUGGCAGGAAAAUGAUUAAGCGUCUUCCUUUGUUGUUGUAAGUAAAGGUGCUGACCUGGGGUCUUCUCGUAGUGUUACUUCCUGAUUGAAGUGGUAUCCAUUAACCGUUGGUGUUUGGCCAGGUGGCUCAUGUAUUGGCCAAUAAGAUCACGUAGUGUCUUUUUGAAUUGCAUCAAUGUGUCUUAUGCAGAGAACUGUUCAGUGCAUUUAAAAAGUUCCAUUUGGACUUACACAGUGUGUACUAGGGUAGCCACCUGUCCCAGUUUUACCAGGAUUGGGAAAUGUAUCCAGUCUCCUGGGACACUGAAUGUCCCGGUUUUCACAAGGCUAUGUGAAUAUGUAUGUGUCCUAUGCGCCUAUGCGUCAUCAUCCCCCAGGGUAGCAAGCCUUUUCAUCCCCAUAACCAUCAGAAAAAUAAACACAUAGUACAUUCAAGAUUGACAAUCAGAGCUGUCAACAUUUCCAUUAACCGUUAGACCUAUUAUUAUUAUAAUAGUAUUAGACCUGCUCUCGCUGCCCCCUGCUGGCUUCUUGCCGUGUGUGUGUGUGUGUGUGUG